CUCAUUGUGUUUCCGUGUGUAUCUCAAGCCUGACACGACCGACACAUGACAAGUAGCAGAUUAAAUCACGGGGUGUUCAAUCGCAAAAAUAGGAAGGCUGACUCUGGACAGAGUCUUCUGUGUGACUUUGGGGGUGUCAUAGUACGCCAAGCCCCGCGACGAACGCCGUGAAACCGGCGGCACAGCAACCUUGUGGAGGAGUUUCGCCCCAGUCAGAACGCAUCCGUUUCGACCACACAACGACCCCCGACCAGCGAGGCGGCAGUCCUCAUAGAAGCGCCUCUUAUACAGACCUCCACCCAUCGCCCGGGGCGACCUCUGCCGCUGCUCUGAUCGCCUCGGUCUGCAUCAGCGGGUACCCACGACCAAAUCGAGCAUAGUGUUUAACUCUGACGGCGCAUUAUAAAAGGGUGCUUGGGGCCACAUCUCACGCCGACCUUCCAGCCAUCUUCGCGUGACACCUUGCGCCACCCACCAACCCAUCCACCCACCAACACGCCCGCCAUGUCCGCCACCCACCGCCCCGGCGGCGUCGUCGCCGCCCUCGCAGCGAAGACCCUCCUCCCCCCAGACAUCGCCCCGCCCGUGCCCGAAUCCACGCCGAAGCGACCCCCAGAGGCGAUCACGAACGAAGACGUCGCCCGGCGCAAGCGGCGGCGACGCCACGUCAGCAGCGACAGCAGCGAGCCCAGCGAGCUCGACGUCACCAACGGAGACCCCGCGGUCGACGUCGACGUUUGCGAUGCCAGGCCGGCAGCAGCAGCGGCAGCAGCAGAGGACACCUCGCCCGCGAUCACGAACGAGACGAUCGCGAACAGGAACCGCCGCCGCCGCGGGGGGGCCGCGCCGGGGGCGCGAGACCGCGCGGCCGGGAUCACGAACGAGGAGGUCGCGCGUCGGAGGCGGUACCGGCGGCGGGAGCGCCCGGUGCAGGGGGGUUGAAAAAAGGCUCUCUCUCGUGCGCGCGACUGCGCGACCCACUUUUGGUGCCGGCUACGCCAUGCAAACGGCCUUGGCAUGCACUUUGGAACUAGGCCUGAAGGAGAGUUCGCGGGGAGGUGGAAGCUGAAGGCUGCGGAGGCCAGAGCUGGGUGGGUCGCGGAUCCGCCGUCACGUCUGUCGCCAAGGACUGAUCUGCCUGUGGGCUGUUAGGGUCGGUGGGGGGACCCUUGACGCGGUUAUGAUCUGAACUGUAACCCUGGACGGUACAUGGCGCGUGAUGUACACACACGACGUGUGUUUUGAAGGGGCUAGCCGUCGCACAUCGUUUUCCAGAUCCCAUCUUCGACCAGCGGCACCGGCGAGCUGGGCCAGAUUCUCGCGCCGUUCAAGCACGGUAAAGAUCUAGUUCGAGUGAAUGUGAUAUCAGGAGCGAGGAAGGCUGUCCAGAGAGCGUAUGUCUGAAGCGGAUGCGGGACAGGAAGCAAACACGCGGCGUGCUGCGAGCUGAGGCAUCUAAGUUCGUCACUUUAGCGGAUCUUGGAAACAGACAUGAAGCAAGAACGUGGUUUGAGAAAACACCCAAAAUGGACGCUGUAUUUGCCUCGCGAGAACUCAAGAAUUGGUUCUUAAGCUUCGUACGUGCGUCUCACAUGACGCUCUUCUCUACAAUUCGUCAAUCACAUUGCCGGCAUGCCGCUCGACAUUCCACGCUGCGACUUUCCGCAACCCCGCGGUACUCUAACCGUAGCUAGAAGCAAGUUUGAGGGUGGUACGGCCUGCAGCGAGCGAGGAGACGGGUACAACGCGUUGAGCAGCGAGGCGAGAUGAAGUGCGAGCCGUGUCGGCAAUAUCCGGAGAUCUCCUUUUGGCAGGAGCAUUGCUCUCGCAGGAGGAACAGUCCUGAGCAGCCUGGUUGCGAAUACGGUGGUCAGCCGAACAUGUCACUGCACGUUUGCAACAUAUAAGACCUACCAAGCUUGUGCUGGACACGUCGCCUUCUGUGUCCCUUGAAUUUCUACGAACGGCUGGCAGCUUAGCGCGCUUUGCAGGCCGCAUCACAUAAACGCUCGACCUCGAAAUCCGAAAGUACACCCUGUUGUUAGCCU
Phanerochaete carnosa HHB-10118-sp is the source of this 2048-nucleotide messenger RNA. RefSeq lists its product as uncharacterized. NCBI's taxonomy places the organism in Eukaryota, Fungi, Basidiomycota, Agaricomycetes, Polyporales, Phanerochaetaceae. The transcript has a single exon. Bases 505 to 942 code for a protein of 145 amino acids. The record is from RefSeq and is a predicted model, not a curated record.